Messenger RNA from Biomphalaria glabrata, 1966 nucleotides. RefSeq names its product histone acetyltransferase KAT5-like. The record is from RefSeq and is a predicted model, not a curated record. Gene Ontology annotation, molecular function: histone acetyltransferase activity. The transcript is spliced from 12 exons. Gene Ontology annotation, biological process: regulation of DNA-templated transcription. Bases 54 to 1448 code for a protein of 464 amino acids. Lineage: Eukaryota; Metazoa; Mollusca; Gastropoda; Planorbidae.
CGCCAGAAUUUUCUAGGAAUUCCUUUCUUUGUUGUGUGCGCUGAUUACCUGGCAUGAAAGUAAGCCAUUUCAAAAUGGUGAACAUGGCGGAUGGGAAGGUUGAAAUCGUCGAGGGCUGCCAUGUCCCCGUAUUAUUACCUAAUGGAGAUGGGUGGCACUUGGCAGAGAUACUGAGCAUCAAAGAUAAUGGCAAACCGCUGUACUACAUACAUUAUGAAGACUAUAACAAACGUCUUGAUGAAUGGGUCCCAUUAGAGAGACUAGACCUAACAAGGCUAGAACAGCCUAAGAAAGAUGUGAAGACGCCAGUUAAGAAAGGGGAAACUACAGGUAAUAAUGCAGUUUCACGUGUUACCAAUGGUGGUUCUCGUCCAAGCAGUCCGGAGAGAGAAAUAUAUGAGAAUGGUUCAAUGCAAAGUCUUGGUCUCAGUAAUUCAGGAGCCAUGAAAGUUCACAUUGGUACCUGUGGUGCUCCAUUUGGUAACAGGAAACGAAAACUGGAUGAAGAUACUGAUUCCCAAGAUGCUCCUUUACAACCGAGACAAACUGGCAGCAUGGUUGCACAUCACGAUGAUAUAAUUACACGCAUGAAAAACAUAAACCUAAUUGAGUUUGGUCGGUGGCGAAUAAAACCGUGGUACUUUUCUCCAUAUCCUCAGGAGUUGACCUCAUUACCGAUAUUGUAUAUAUGUGAAUACUGUUUGAAAUAUCUCAAGAGUGCGAAAUGUUUGGAAAGACAUCUUGCUAAGUGCUUAUAUAAACAUCCUCCAGGAAAUGAGAUCUACAGAAAAGAUAAAAUCUCAGUUUUUGAAAUAGAUGGCAGAAAAAAUAAGCAAUACGCACAACACUUAUGUCUACUAGCCAAGCUGUUCCUCGACCACAAAACUUUGUACUUUGACACAGAUCCAUUUCUAUUUUAUUGCAUGUGUGAACAAGAUGUCAGAGGAUACCACUUAGUAGGAUUUUUCUCUAAGGAGAAAGAAUCAGCAGAAGACUUCAAUGUUGCUUGUAUAUUAACGUUACCUCCAUAUCAACGUAAAGGCUACGGGAAACUUUUAAUAGAAUUCAGCUAUGAGUUGUCAAAAGUUGAAGGGAAAACUGGAUCGCCAGAGAAACCAUUAUCUGACCUUGGUCUAUUGUCGUAUCGCAGCUACUGGUCUCAAACUAUAUUGGAAAUUUUACUUAAUCUCAAGCCAAAUGAAUCGGGAGAAAGACCUUGCAUCACAAUCAAUGAAAUCUCUGAACUGACAAGUAUCAAGAAAGACGAUGUGAUAUCAACCCUCCAACACUUGAAUCUCAUCAAUUAUUACAAAGGACAGUACAUCAUCACACUCUCAGAUGAACAAAUUCAAACACAGGAGAGAGCCAUGGCCAAGAGACCAAUACGUAUUGAUUCUAAAUGUUUACAUUGGCAGCCUAAAGACUGGAGCAAACGUGGAAAGUGGUAGUUUAGCUGUCAGUAGAAAACUGUUUUAGUAUACAUCAUUUUUCUAUAGAGCUUGAAAAAUUUUUAUGAUAGUACUUAUAGGUACCAAUCUCUAGAAAUAGCUCACUUAUUAUAAUUAGUUUGAUUGGCAUUUAGGCUUGGAUUAUUCAAGAAAAAGUCACUUUUUAAUGAAGUCAUUUUAAAAGAAACAUCAUAACUUUAACCACUAUUGUAUCUAUCAUUUUCAGUAUAUGUCUUUACUGCAUGCAAUGGAAGGAGAGCAUGUAUAGUUUCGACAGCAAUAUUUGAUAUGAAUAAAUGUUGUAUGUAUUUAGUGCUACUGUAAGCUUAUCUGUGUUAUAACAUGUAGUGUGAAAAGAAUUCAAUUAGCUUCACUUGACAGGAUAUGGUUUACACUCUAUAAAACAGAUUGUUCAAUUUUGUUUUAGAAAUUGAUUAUAGUCUGUCCUCUAAAGACUCAUGGAGUUUCUGUGUACAGUGUACAUUCUUGUGUAAAUAAAUAUUGGAUUUACAACUCAA